AUGAACCCAGCCCUCCACUCCUCGAGGAGAAAGUCUCGCAAGGCUCAUUAUGAUGCACCAUCCAGUGUUAGACGUACGAUCAUGAGCGCACCCUUGAGCAAGGAGCUCCGAGAGAAAUACAAUGUCCGCUCAAUCCCCAUCCGAAAAGACGACGAAGUCCUUGUUGUACGAGGCUCCAACAAGGGCCGCGAAGGCAAGAUCACCUCCGUCUACCGUCUUAAGUACAUCGUCCACAUUGAGCGUGUCGUCAAGGAGAAGUCAAACGGCCAAUCCGUCCCCAUCGGCGUCCACCCAUCGAAGGUUGUCAUCACCAAGUUGAAGCUCGACAAGGACCGUGAGAACAUACUGGAGCGCAUCAAGGCCGGACGAGAGAUCAAGGAGAAGUUGAAGUCGAAGGCAUAA
This is a messenger RNA of Hyaloscypha bicolor E, 402 nucleotides long. RefSeq names its product putative 60S ribosomal protein L26-2. The coding region runs from base 1 to 402 and encodes 133 amino acids. The record is from RefSeq and is a predicted model, not a curated record. Gene Ontology annotation, molecular function: structural constituent of ribosome; RNA binding. Gene Ontology annotation, biological process: cytoplasmic translation; ribosomal large subunit biogenesis. NCBI's taxonomy places the organism in Eukaryota, Fungi, Ascomycota, Leotiomycetes, Helotiales, Hyaloscyphaceae. Gene Ontology annotation, cellular component: ribosome; cytosolic large ribosomal subunit. The transcript has 2 exons.